Molecule: messenger RNA, 14189 nt
Organism: Porites lobata
Lineage: Eukaryota; Metazoa; Cnidaria; Anthozoa; Scleractinia; Poritidae
Source: the annotation of a GenBank genome assembly
AUGGACUUAGAGAAAAUUUAUGUUCACGCGAAUUACAUUCACACAAGAUAUGUGAAUGACAUAGCUCUCGUCAAACUUAAAGCAGGAGUGAAGCUUGGUAAGUUUGUUCGCACUGUGUGCCUCCCCCAAAAACAGGAAGGCGAUGUGGCAGUUCCUUUGAAAUACGGCGUUGUAGCUGGAUGGGGAUCAACAAAAGCCUUGAAGCCUGGAGAGAGCCCCAGAGGUGCUGAGCGAUAUGCCAACACCCUUCAAUACUCUGUUUUUCCGGUUCAACACGACCAACUUUGCGCAAACAGAUCAGCUUUACCAUACAACUCGACAGUAACCUUCUGCGCCGGGGACGGACAAGGUGUAAAAGAUACCUGUUCUGGUGACAGCGGAGGGGCUUUUGUUCGCGAAUCAAGAAGAGGUGACGGUUACAGAUGGAUCGCUACCGGCCUUGUCAGCUGGGGAGAGGGGUGUGCCCAAAAAAAUCAGUAUACCUACUACACCAGGGUGUAUCCAUUCAUUGACUGGAUAAAUAAAAUUAUCAAUGAAGGUUGAAGCCGUAUUAAAGGAGGCCCAUGGCUAAUGAAUGGAGUCUUAAUAAUGGAAACGGUUAUAAUAUUUUAGAUUUUUGAUGUCUUUGUGAAUUGUGUGUAUUUUUUGUUUUUUUAUUUUUAUUUAUUUUUUAAAUUUUGUGAGAUCCUUUUUGAAAACCAUAUUUUAUAUGAAAAAGUCAUCUCAAUAAAGGUUAUUAUUAUUAUUAUUGAUUAAAAAUUAAAAAGCUUCAAUGGCUGUUUUUUAUGGUAAUUGAUGGAUCGAGGAUCAGUCUAUAACCAGUGUGAAUUUUGUGUAGAAAUUUUUUUUUUUGAGUUAGAGGUUUGUAUCGACUUCGUGAGAGACAAACAAUACUCUCUUAAAGUCCCAAAUCAAGGAUCUGUUGUCAUUCAGAUCAUUUAAGCAGUCAGGAGGCUUCAUAGACUUAACAGUUGCUAUUUCUAAACAUAUUCCUUAUAUUUUUGACUGCCGUAAGUUGAUUCGUUAGUGAAAAUUAAAUCAUAUUUCUCUUUCAGUAAUAAUUUCGUUUUUUAUUGAAGAAGACAUUAGAAUAAGGGGGGAUACUGGGGGGCAUUCAUCUUUAGCUGUAAUCAUUAGUAAACCCACGUCGCCUGUAAAUCUGGAGCACGCUAGAUUUAUACAAUCCAUCUCCCUACUUUCAAACCAGUGAUGUCAUAAAUCCUUAAGAUUUUUCCUGGAAGAGGCAAGUCAGGCAGUCGACGUCUCUAAGCGCUCCGGUGCUAUCAUUCGAGAGGUGAAUGAUGUACUUCACUGCCCCACUUUCGCCUGUAACAAUUUGUAAAUAAGGAAAAGACUUGUUCUAAAACCGACAAUGUUAAUGUCUUGGUAACGGCCAUGCAAUAGGCUUUUUUUUUUGUCGCAGAACCUUGCAUUUAUAAUCAUCUCCCCAGAUUUUGCUUCCGUAGGCCUUAGUGGACAGCCAGGCACUGCUGUUGCAUGUCUCUCGUGACGGGAAGACGCGAGCUUUUCAGCUUCUAUGGAGCAUUAAUAUUUAUGUUGGCAAAUGAUAUCAUUUGUGAUUGAUAGUCUUCAGCAGUGUUUUUGAAGACCCAAAUAAGGAAUUCUAAUUGUUAACUAUAAUUACUCAAUUUAGGCAAAUACCAGACAACACCCCGUAAAAUCUAACCUUUCCGAUUUUAUCCCGCUACACAAAAGUCUUUGAUAAUACAACUUGAGAGCCGUAUAACUCAAAGCGAUACAUGUACCGGCCAUACUGCACAUUUCCACUCGAUCCUGUCAGUCCCCUCUUUUCCAAACCUCUCCCUAACAGCAAUGUACCAAUUACGUCACCCUCUUUACUGGCAGGAUGUCAUUUUGGGAAAACGUGACCUUCUUGCUUCUUAAAAGGUUAACAGCCGUUGCACGAUAAUCAGUUGAAGGAUCCCUUGUAGACUAGCACGGAUUCAAAGUUAACAAUAGAGACUCAGCUGGGAAUUCCAUCUCCAAGUAGUUGAUGGUUGUGUCAUUUUUCCAGUUUUCGAAAUGUUUUCACUUGGCUAUCAGGUAGGUUCAGUUAAGGUACAAAAAGUAAUUGUUGUCUCUAAAAAAGUUUUUUUUCAUGCUAAACCAUCGGCUAGCUUAAACACUGUGCACGUCAGAGGCCUUUACGCCACAGACCUGCUUCGAAGAGUUAAGCUUUACCAGCAUGUAUGAAGAGGUUUCCAGAGGUUUAUAAAACGCAUGAUUUGAGCUGCAAGUCCACUGAUAACAGUAAACUAUUAGUCGGUGAAACAUUUCCUCUUCGUUUGAAUUCAUUCGAUUAAGUCUCGAUUGGACGUGCCAUAACAUUUGGCUUCCGUCAUUUGAAACAAAAGACCUAAAAGCCCUAAUGGUAUUCUGCUCAGAUUUUUAUACAUUGACCGCAUAUGAAAAUAAAACGGCUUCCAUCCUGACAAAAACUAUUUUCAGCAAUAUACUUGUGUGUAGCAGCCUCUAAAAAGUAGAAAUGACGCGAGACGACAAAUGUCAAGUGAAACUCGCUCUUUUAAUUCAUUGCAUUUGGUUUUUUAACUAGCUUGUUCUGGGUUAUUAUAAUUAUAAUUUUAAAAAAGAAAUAAUUAUAAUUAUAAUUAUAAUUAUAAUUAUUUCUUUUCCAAAUGAACAAAGAGGUAUGGCUUCUAGUGAAUAGUUGUGAAUCGUGUCAAAGUUUUCACCUGAAAAAGAAAAGAAAAAAAUCGCUAUUCAUCUAUGUAAUACUCAUUUAAGUAAAAGUCCGAAUACUUUCUUUUUUAUCGUCUUAUUUUCAUCAGAUUUUAAUGUGGUUAUUUGCGGCUUUACUGAUUUUCAUUGGUCAACGUUCUGCAAGUGCAAGUAAGUAUCAAUAUUAAGGUGAUUUUAGGAUCCAAAUGGCUGGUCUUUGAGAGUGUGCUAACCUUAGUGUGUGUCGACAAUUUGCACUACACAACGGAAGGAAAAAAAAUCUCACCACAAACCAACUUAACAACGGUGUAAUAACUUUUAUGUACGUACGUACGUGCCAGAUAUUAAGGAAGUAUAGCUUUGAUGUGCAAAAAUAGGAUGGAGAGAUGAAGCACCAAUUAUGUGAUUAAGCAUUCAGGAUAAAACACUCAGUUUUAAUUAAAGCAGUCAUUGUUGGUGUGGUAUUGCGUUGAAACAUGGUCUGAAGCGUUUGGUUACUCUUAAAACCAAAGAAAAACAACAUUUUUGAGUCGAUAAUUUGUAAUACAUCGGAAUUACUCAAAUGACGUUUGUUAUCAGCCAUAUUUCUAUCGCAUUGUAUCGCGCUCAUUUACAAAACUGAAAGUGAACGCAAGGGAAAAUAGGAGACGGUUAGGGAUGACUUAGCAGCAUUACAAAGCACCUACGUCUUGGUUAUCGGCGUUUCCGUCGUAUAUACAGGCGCAUGCGCAAGUUUAAAGACAGGUUCAAGUAAAAAUUCAGUGGCUAUCACUAGGAUUAAAAAAAUAAUGCAUCAGUUGUUUUAUAGACAUGUAAUUGAGAAGCGUCUUGGCCUUGCUUAUCCAGAUAUAAGUCUUAACGUCACGUUCAACCUACUCUGCAAACUCGUUUUUUUUUAGCUUUUGCAUCUGACGUUAUCUUUUAUGAUGUUACUGAUGAGCCACCAUUACUCGAUACGAUCAGGUCCAUUAGUGACUCGUAAAUAUAAGUUCUAUUUGUGUGAUAUUAUACUUACGUAUCUAUUGUUUCUAAGCAUUAAAAUGUAGCAGCGAACUUGGAAUGCAAGACAAAAGAAUCCCAGAUAAUGGUAUUACGUCAUCAUCUGAGUUAAGCGCCAAUCACGCACCUGUAUUUGCACGGCUGGAUGGACCGAGUGCCUGGUGCUCAGCUCCGGGAGAUCAAUCACCUUAUAUACAAAUUACUUGGGACGAAGAAAACCUUAUAACAGCGAUAACAACCCAGGGAAGUUUUCGCGAUUUUAGUUGGGCCAGAAAUUUUGAAGUUACUUACAUGAGAGACGAAAAAUGGACAUCGUACAAAAAGGUAACUCUUCUGAAAGCUAACAGUGGUGAUUUUACCAACAUUAUAAAGUUACUUUCGUCGAAACAAACCAAACCACUUUUUCUCGGAAUGAUUAAUUUGUCAUGACCAUUCACAUUGAAGGGAACAAAACGCAAGCAAAUAGCAAAACCAUAAGAUAAUCACCAUUAAGGUGUUGAUGCUUGCGGUUUAGAUUCCUGACAUCUCCUUGGAUCUUUUCGGAACAUAACAACAUUCUUGACAUAUAUCUUGUAUUCUAUUACUAUUGUGAACGUUCCGCGGAGCUUAAACUACUGUGGCGUUCAUAACGUUACAGACCCAAAAUUGAGAAAAAAUUGGCUGACGGCAAAUUAUUGAUGACACAUUACAAAUACAUUUAUUCUUACAAACAUUAUCUCUAACAAAGCUCCAUAAUUUUCUUCGCUAACAUAGCUACUACUGAGCUAGCAAUAUAAAAGAUACACCUUUUUUCUGUUUACAGCUACUUACAGGUAAUCGAAACAGCAGAUCCUUGAAAAAUAAUGUCUUCAAGCCACCAAUCAGGACACGAUCAAUCAGGAUAUACCCAAAAGACCCGUUUGGAUUUUUGAUGGAUUCAACAGUUCCUGUUGUUCCUUGUCUUAGAUUGGAGCUCUAUGGAUGUUCUGCUCCAGGUAGGUAAAGAUGGCGAACUUCAAAUCAGUGGCGUGGACCUAGCCUGUGUACAGACGUCCCAUCUUCCUCAGAAAAAAAUCGGGAGAAGAGACGUCUGUGAAUCGCCGUCGUAAAUCGUGUUCCGGUAACAUUUGCAUAAAUUAUUAUUUUUGUUUUUUCUUUCUCUGCCAGUUGAAAAGGUGUUGACAGACCAACACUACUCUGGACUUUUUUAGAGCACGUACGCAGUUAUUGUCUCGGAUGUUCUCAAAGUUUAUAGCUAAGCUAGUAAGCUCUAACUAGAAUAUCUAUCUAAAAUGUCAUUUACAACGAGUAUACUAUGCCUUCUUCAUAUAUUCUAACACAUUCUUCGGUCUUCUUUUAGCUCAUGCGUCUGUUUACUGUGUAUCGAUUUCCAGUGGUUUUCUGUUUGACAGAGUUUUGAUCUCGGAAGCACUGUUUACGUUUCCAGUCAAACGUUUUAUGCAGGAGUUGAUCCAUUCAAUGAUAUUUCGAGUAGGUUUCACGCAAAGGAUCGUUCACUUUUCUUCAGCAAGGAAUUAUAAUAGAAACAGCUCUACUUUUGCUUAAUUCUACGAGUCAUGACCGGCAAAUGUCGGCCGAAUAAGCCUUUUACAGACGCCAGGGGGCGUCUGUAACAGGCUAGCCGAACAUUUUCACUCAAUGUCCAUGCUAAAAUCCAGAUAUACGAUCUUUGAUUAGGCGUUGAAUUCUGUACACCAUUCUCUUUUACGGUAUUUAUUCGAUAAACCACCCUGGGCGCUUAUUAAAUUUUUGGAGCUUAUUCGAGGUGGGCGCUUAUUCGAGGCUGGGCGCUUAUUACAUUUUCACCAUUUUCAACAAGUGAAGUAUGUUCAUUUUGCAACAAAACAAUAAAUGCUAAUAACAAAACGCGAAGAAGUAACAAAGCAAGGUUUCUGUUAAAUACUAUGAAGAAAACUCUGUCCUCGGGGAAGUCUCUUAUUAAAAUUUAUUCACUCAAGUGGGUAGGGUGGGAGUGAGCGCUUAUUUGAGUUUGAUUGGGAGGAGGAGGGGGUGGGCGCUUAUUCGAGGCUGGGCGCUUAUUAACUUUUUCUGCCUUUAGGAUGAACGCUUAUUCGAGGUGGGCGCUAAUUCGAGGUUGGGCGCUUAUUGGAAUAAAUACGGUAUUUACAAUAGCCACCGACAGGGAACAGACGCACCGGCAACCGGUGCAGCAAACAUCGGUGGUCCGUUAACUUGACAUGCCUAUUCCACAGAGCGGUAAUACAAGUAAACAAAUUUAAAUGCGUUAAGCUGUCCACAAAAGCUGAGGUUUUCCCUGGGGAAUCUAUUCUGAGAUUUAUUCACCAGUAACAACACUAGUACUGGAAAUUAUUUGCGUCAUCGCAUUAACAUUACAACCAAUCAGGGGCUUUCCCCAACAUUCCGGAGAAACGGGAACAUAACUCAUGGCUAAAUAAUCGUAUCAAACUUUAGUGGGUAUGUUAUGACACUGAUAACGUGUUUACUUUUUUGACUUCUCGUUUCAUCUUUAGCGUCUUGUGAUCCUCUACAAAUCCUUAGGAAUGGAAAAAUACACAACAAUGCCAAUGAAAAUGGAGCAUUAGCCUCAUUUUCAUGUAAUGAGGGAUUUAAGUUGCAAGGUUUGAAGCAAAUCAGAUGUGUUCAAGGAAAAUGGAACGGCAGCAUUCCAACUUGUGAAGGUUUGAGAUAUGAAAAUGGACUAGACUUUUUGGUGAAAUAUUUCUCCUGUGAGCAAAAUUAAGUGAACUAUUCUUUUAGCUUCUUUUUUAAAAUAAAUAAAUAAAUAACAAUAAAUAGAUAAAUAAAACAUUUUUGUUCUCUUUCUCUUCCAAAGGCAACUGCAAGAAUCCACAACCUUUCAUAAAUGGUUCAAUCAUCGGAGAGGAUUACAGUUCUGGUUCGUCCAUUCAAUUUCGAUGCAACGUUGGUUACCAACUCCUUGGGUCAGAAAAGAUAUCUUGCGUAAGUGGGACAUGGAAUGAGACCAUCCCUGAAUGUACAAGUAGGUUAUCGACUGUUAAGUAAUUUAUACGUACAGCUUGAUGUAGCACUGACAAAAACCCAACCAUCAUUUUGCUUUGUAAGCUAGGGGAUUUAGGCUUUGAUUUAAUAAUAUGGCUUUAAACUAACUGGGACUUUUGAGAAACGCGAAUCACGUAUCCUAUAUACCACAGGCACGUGCGACCAAGCGAGCUGAUCUCGGUCUUCAAGAAUUUGGCAAACUGGUUUCCUAAACGUUUUGCCGUAAAUCUGUUUUAGGCGUAGUAUCUAAAAUAAAAUGUUAAUAACUGUUAAGAGAUUUUAAAAAUAGAUUUACAGAUCAUAUUAUUGCUAACAAGUCUUCAAGCCGCGAUUCUCACAAAACCUUGCGCUGUUUAAGAACAUUAGCUAACAUCAUUGUAAUUGAAGGACAUCUUUCGCGCUUCCAAAUCAUUCCCUGGGCAGGCGCUUUUUCUUCAAAUUUUGCUACAACGUCGAGCUUAUGUCUACAUUAAUUUAUCUUCUCAAAUCUAAAGUCUUGAAUUUGGACUAUCUCCUAAAAAUGCGUUAUCGGACGGAAAAGAGCCGAAAGGGUUUGUUUUUGCUUCACCACAACUAUCAAAAUUUCCUGGUAAAUUUUUGCAAUGGCUGCAAAAUGAAUUAGAGCGCAAUUUUGAACCGUUUUUGAAAAAAAAAAAAACAAAAAGUAAAAAACGUGUGUUUGUCUAUCCAACUUGUAGUCUUUAUAUCCCCUAAUGUUGAUUUUCUUCAAUAGUUUACAAUAUAAACGAUAAAUGAAGGUUAAAAGUUUAACUUCCCUAAAAUUUUUUAUAGUUGUUAAAUGUGGUGAUCCUGGGAAACCAUCAAAUGGAGAGCAGAUUGUCAAGAAAGGCUACGUCUAUGGUGGAUCAGUCAAGUUUGUUUGUGACAAGAAUUACACUCUAGUGGGGACUGAUGUUAUAUACUGUCAAGCCAACGGGAGUUGGAGUUCUCCCGUUCCACGUUGCUUUGGUAAAAUCCAUGACAUUAAUCCCACUUACUAAUAAAAUUUUUUGGACACUCCCUAACAGUUAGAUUUUAAGGUCGAAGAAAUGAGGAGUGGAAAUAUUGUCACUUUUUAAUAUGACUUAAGCUAGUUAGUUGUAUGAACAAGUUAACUUAGCGUACUCGAAAUAAAAAUAAGUUUAACACUAUACUGACCGUGCAUUCUCUGUUUCUGACUUCCUAAGACAGUAGGCUUUGGAGGCACUUUAAAACCGAUCAUGAUACAGCUACCAAAAUUCCAUAAUUAUUAAAAUAAAUGUAAUGAUCAUUUCCAGCAUUUAAUAGAAACAAUGACGCAAUGUAACGUACUUAUGUCGUCAUACAAGGAAAAAAACAAGAUUGAUUUGUUCUCCUUCUUCUUUGUUUUUUUUUUUUAAUUUAGCUAACUGUCAAUCACCUGGUGAUACAAAUCAUGGCCUUAAAUUUGGUAAUAACUACGCGCACGGAAAAACAGUUCGUUACUUUUGUAACCUUGGGUACACACUUGAAGGCGAGGCUAAACUGACUUGUGAAGACGGAAGAUGGAACAAUGAUACUCCAAAGUGCAAAGGCAAGCGUUGAUUUUUGUUUCUAAAAUUAAAAAUAAAAGCUUCGGCUGAUUUUGUGGGAGCAUUGACUGGUUUUUUUAUUUACCACUUUUGAAAUGACGUGGAAAUUGGUUUUAUCGCUAAAAAAUGAAUUGGCUCAAAAUUUUGAACUGUUCAAAGAAGAAUUAACUCGUGUACAUCUAUCCAAGUUGUAGUAAAAAGUUUUUCUUGAUGCCCUGCAAUCUUGAUUUCAUAUACUAGUUUAUAUGUAAGCGACAAAGGCAAUAUUCACUUUCCUAUAAUUCUUAUUAUAGCUGUUGAGUGUAAUGAUCCAGGGAAACCGUCAAAUGGAGAAAAGAUUGUCAAGAAGGGCCACGUCUAUGGUGGAUCAGUCAAGUUUGUUUGUGACAAGAAUUACUCUCUAGUGGGAACUGAUGUUAUAUAUUGUCAAGCUAACAAGAAUUGGAGUUCCUCUGUUCCACGUUGCUUAGGUAAGUUCCAUGGGUGUGAGCAAGAGAGGAAAAAGGGGACAGAGAAGGCAUCCCCCAUACACACUCUAUUCCAUAGGUAAUUUGUCCCGAGUUAUUUUUAAGACCACCGAUCCCACGGGGGAUUAGACAACAGCCAAUCAAAUAGCGCGAAUGUGUCCCGCGUGGAUGACCCAUGUUUGGAGCCACGCGUCCUUCACGAAUCGACGCAGAACGAAAUGGCGGAAGACUCGGAGAGCGAUAUUGCAAUUCGUUUUGUUGAAGAAAACGACUACAGAGAGAUUUCAGCUAACGAUGAGUCAGCGAAACGGAAAUUAUAGUCAAACCAAAUCAAGUGUACCCCCCAAGGAUGCAUUAAUGAAUUUAGUAUUCGAAAGUUGAAUCCGUUGCUAGUUGUAGAUUGCACAUUGAUCUCUGCAUUUUUGUAUGUGUAAUGAGCCGUGAAUUCACACGCGAGGAAGUUAUGAAAUUUCUACCAGCUCCACUUUCCUGAAAUUGAUGUAAAUGUCUUCUAAGAAGCUUAAUCCACUCAAAGGUUUCCAAUCUGACCAAAUACAGAGAAGCUCUCGUAAAAUAUUCACUGCUCAUUACGCAUGCAGAAAUGGCGCUUUGAAUUUGACACCAGUUACGGGAACGACUAACGGAUUCAUUUUUCAAAUAAUCAAUUCACUGGUAAAAUCUUGGGGGGUACGCUUGACUUGGUUUGACUGCAAAAAAGAAUCUCCUUUCCUCUUUUGUAUAGAGCUAACAGUACAGCACGGAAAUCCUUAACACACUGAAUAUUCUCUCAAGAUUAUUUAUAAUUUACAGUUUGAAGAGAGAAAUUUCUGGUUUGAUAUUCAUUCUUUUAUUAGUCUUUUAUUAUUCAACAACAAAAAAAAAAAACACUUGGCGUCCUACUUGCUUUAUUGUACAAAAGACCGGUUUCAAUACACCGGCGAAAGUUCUCAUUUUAUUAAGGCACUGAGGUUACGACAACUUCGAGUAAACUGAUUCCACGGGUUGUCAAAGAGUACAGCGAUUCCCUUUUCCCAAGUGAGCGCCGACUCAUUUCGCUUCAAUAUUCAGGAAUGUUCUCGAUCUCUUUACGCUUUCAUUGCCUUUCGCCCGACAUAUUUUUCACAGCGUCUAGACAUACGAAACCUCCACGACACAUCCACGCAGCACGCGAGGUAACUUUAUACCGAUUCUAAAAAUAACUCGAGACGAAUUACCUAUGGAAUAGGGUGUGUAUGGGGGAUGCCUUCUCUGUCCCCUUUAUCCUCUCUUGGUGUACGAGAAUUAAUAAGGAGAAUUAAGGACACUAGCCUCACAUGUUUUUUCAAUGCCCAGAUAUAGUUCGAUUUGAUGGUCGAAGACACACAAUUUCUGUAAUUUAAUUAGGGGUAGGAAAUUACUGCUUUUCAUCAAUCCGUAAACUAGUUAAUUAUUGAAUUUGCGUCAUAAAAAAAAAAAUUCUUUUGUUGCCUUACAGUCUUUUUUCUUUUGUUGAAGUUAGUUUGUUGUGUUUUUAAUUAAGCUGACUGUCGAUCGCCUGGUGAUAUAAAUCAUGGCCUUAAAGUCGGCAAUAAUUACACCCACGGAAAAACAGUUCGCUACUUUUGUAACCUUGGGUACGCACUUGAAGGCGAGGCUCAACUGACUUGUGAGGACGGAGGAUGGAACACUGAUACUCCCAAGUGCAAAGGUAACGAUCAUUGUUGUUUAUUUUCCAAACAGCUUUUGUUAUUUAGAAACUUGAGCUUGUCUCUAGUCCGGCUGGGACCUGAGUUUCUGAAAAGUCUAUGUAGUGACCUAUCCGGGAAAUCGGAGUGUUAUAAUUUAAUAAGGAAUUUACCUUAAAGAUCGAGGUUAGAAUGGCUUUAAAAGAGUUAAAAAAAAAAAAGCUAUCGGUUAAAGAAACAACUGGUUAGUUUGGGGACACAGGUGUUAGAUUCAAGAAAAUGGGUUUAGGCUGGUACUGAUUUUAGGGGUCUUUUAAGAAACGUGCAACACGCGUUAUCAUACACGGGAAAGGCACGUGCGACCACGCAAGCUGUUAGCAGUCUUCUUGUUUUCCAAAACAAAAUGUUGUAUUGAGUUUGGAGCUUAAAGUUGUUGUUGUUGUUUUUUGCAACUUUUAAUACCACGUAACAAAUUUUGGUGUAAUAGCUGCAAAAUAAGUAAGCCCUCAAAUUUUAACCGUUCAAAGAAGAUUUAACUCGUGUGCACCUACUUUAAUUGUAGUCAAAAGUUUUACUAAUAUCCUGUGAUCUUCAUUUCCCGUACUUGUUUAUUUGUAAAGGACAAAGGUUAAAAAUUUAGCUCCCGUGCAAUUCUUAUAGCUGUUGAGUGUGGUGAUCCUGGCAAAAUAACAAAUGGAGAGCAAAUUGUCAAGAAAGGCUACGUCUAUGGUGGAUCAGUCAAGUUUGUUUGUGACAAGAAUUACACUCUAGUGGGGACUGAUGUUAUUUAUUGUCAAGCUAAUAGGAGUUGGAGUUCCUCUGUUCCACGUUGCUUAGGUAAGUUCCAUGGGUAAGAGAAAAUAAGAGACUUUAGUCCCGCUAACUAACUUUUUCCCAAGAGUUCUUAAAAGCAAAAAACAAUGGUUACAUUUCGUGGUUGUUAAAACAUGAUCUCAAAUACAAUCAUAAAUAAGCAGUAGCAAUAUCGUAGCUAAAUUAAACGAGAAAAGUUCGACAAAAGACAAGAAAAGUUCGUUGUAUCAAAAUAUAAACAAAAUAACAAAAUCUUAACCCUAAUCUGACCACGCUUUUUACCUUUUCUGGCUCUCCAAGACCGGUGAACAUCGGAGGCUCCCCUGUAUAACCUGAAAACAGAUCAUGACACAUCCACCAAAAUUAAUAACUAAUAACGUACUCAUCAUUUUCAACAUCAAGGGAUAAUUAACCCGAUUAAAUGUACUUAUGACGUAACAUUGUCAAAGUUAUAAGCAGAACCCACAUUUAUCUUUUUUCCCCUUAGAGUAACAUAAAGCGAGAAAUACUAAAAUACUGAAAUGUCUGAAAAAUCUUGAAGUUGGCUAGCACACUGAUAAUCUUUAACAAUAGCAGUGACGUCAUGAUGACUUUGAUUAUUAUUAGAGAACGAACUAGAACAACGCCACGUUAAAUCUGCAAUUUAUUUGAAUUAAUUUUGAUCAAAAGCGGUGUAAAUCGAGGACAAAGCGGUAUAAAAUAUGAUCUGUGUAUUAAAGAAUGCUUAAAAAGCAAAAAAUAAAAAUAAUAAACUAGGAGUAAAGUAAAAAAUACAUGUAAAUGUUUAACACUGUUGAAAUUUGAACCAUACAUCUACCAUUAAGUCAUUUUAUAUUCGGGUUUUUUUGAAUUCGCCAUUUUCACUUCUCCCAUAGUACACCUCGUUUGCCCUCCAAAGUUUUGCAUAACCUUUGCUUUUCAUUUCCCCUGGGUAUUGCAGUUAUCCCAGGAGGUACUGAAGACAAUACUUUCAUCCAAAGGCCAGGAGCAAAUCGACAGUUACAAUAAAUAAAUAGAAUAAUUCUAAAUUGAGCGUGAUACAAUAAUUCAAUAAGUAAACCUUGAAAUAAUUUUGUAAACCAACGCUGUAAACCUCGGUUCCCAUGGUAACUUCAAAGAUGACGUACAAGACGCGAUGAUUUUAAAAUGUUCUUAGAUUAUUUUUAGGAAAAUUUGCUAAGUUUUUUGUUAUAGUCUGAACGAUUUUAAAGGUCUUCAUUUUUAAAUUUUUGAGAUCCUCAAAGACCCCUUGGCUUGAAUGUGGUAAAAGCAAAAUCAAAAUAAUUCAGUCAAUUAGUUUCUUAUGAACAAAAAAAGGAAAGCGCAAUUUCUUUUGUUCCCUUACUUUUCUCUGUUACUAAGCUUGACUUUUUCUUUUUUGCAUUGAUUAAGCUAAUUGUCGCUCACCUGGUGUUUUAAAUAAUGGUUCUAAAAUCGGUAAUAACUACACGCACGGAAAAACAGUUCGAUACUCUUGUAACUUUGGGUACACACUUGAGGGCGAGGCUGAACUGACUUGUGUAGAUGGAAGAUGGAACACUGCCUUCCCAAGUGUAAAGGUAAGCGUUCAUUCUUGUUUUCCAAAAUUAAAGCUUGCAUUGAUUUUGGACUUUAAGAUUGUUUUAUUUGCAACUUUUAAAAUAUGACGUGGGAAAUUUCGGUAAUGGCUGCAAAUGAAUAGACCUAUUCGGCUAACUCAAUGUUGUACCCAAUUCAAACCCUUUGGGAAUAAAACGUUUUGUUUCAGGAAUUUCCAUAUCAUUUAAAUGUGAAUGCUACAUUAUAACGCAAAUACAAUACACAAAGAAUCUUACUCCCGGGAGAUUUGAAUUGGGUACAACAUUGAGUUUGCCGAAUAGGUCUAUUAUGAAGCCCGCAACUUUAAACUGUUAAGAGGAGUGUGCGUCUAUUCAAGUUGCAGUCUAAAGCUUUGCUUAAUACCCUGCAAUCUUCAUUUCUUGUCAAUCAAUCAAUCAAUCAACUUUAUUGGUACAUCCAAUCAAAAUGGGUUUUCCCAUAUCAGUUACAAUAAAAUCUAAUAUGAACAAUAGAAAUCUAAAAUAAACAUUUGAAAAUGAUAAAACAUUACCAUAUUAUUUAAAAAUAUAAAAUAUGCAUAAUUACACCUAUUGAGUGUCAAUGGCUUAAAAACUAGUCAUGUGCACGUCCUUUAAUCGCGUUCUUAAAAACAUUAAAUGACUUUAUGUUUGCUAAACUUUCUGGAAGGUCAUUCCAGAGCUGAACAGCCCCAUAUGAGAAAAAUCGCUGACCUGUUGCUGAUCUAAAAGAUGGUAUAUGAAGUAUAUCUUUAUUCCUAGUAUUUCUAGUAUGCACCUGGCUUCUUGUCGAAAACUUAUUACACAAGGAUGGUGGGGCUAAUCCCUUUAUACAAUUGAAAGUCAUUAAAAUGUCUCUAACCUCCAGUUGCUUAGCAACCGUCAACCAGUGGAGUUCCUUUAACAUCAGCGUGAUGUUUUCAUACUUUCUUGCGCCAGUCACAAUCCGUGCCGCAAAAUUCUGAACUUUUUGAAGCCUAGCAAUGUUCUUUUUUGUAGUACUAGACCACAUGGACGAACAAUAGAAAAGCUUGCUGAACACUAAUGAAUUAAUGAUGGUUAUGAGGGUAGACCUAUCAAACAAAUGUUUCACACGAUUGAUUUGGCACAGGUUACCUUUACACUUAGAUACAACCUCGGUCACAUGUUCGUCAAAACUAAGGCGCGAGUCCACGAUGACCCCCAAAUCGUUUGCAGAACGAGACGGCAGAAUCUCUUUACCGAGUAGCGUAACUCCAAACUCGAACCUUGAUGCGUAACUCUUGUAUCAUUUUAUUAUAUGUAAUCGACAAAGGCAAAAAAUUAACCACCCUGUAAUUAUUACAGCUGUUGAGUGUGGUUAUCCUGGCAAACCAACCAACGGAAAGCAGAUUGUCAAGAAAGGAUACGUCUAUGGUGGAUCAGUCAAGUUUGUUUGUGACAAGAAUUACACUCUAG